AAGCUUUCUGAUUGUACAAGCUACACAGAUCAACUCUCUAACUCCGUUUUCUCCCCGGAUUUCACAUUCAAACACAAGCUCUAUCUCUAUAGAAGAUUCGAUGGCAACGGCGAUGGCUGAGGAUAGCAACUUCGAAGACGAUCAGCUCCAUGCUAUGUCCACUGAUGAUAUUAUUAGGGCUUCUCGCCUUCUCGACAAUGAAAUUCGAAUCAUUAGGGAAGAGCUACAGAGGACGAAUCUAGAGGUGGAUUCCUUCAAGGAGAAGAUAAAGGAGAAUCAAGAGAAAAUUAAGCUCAAUAAACAACUUCCUUACUUGGUCGGCAACAUUGUUGAGAUUUUGGAGAUGAAUCCAGAGGAAGAAGCUGAGGAGGAUGGUGCAAAUAUUGAUCUCGACUCACAAAGGAAGGGAAAGUGUGUUGUACUGAAAACGUCCACGCGUCAGACAAUUUUCUUGCCUGUCGUUGGCCUUGUUGAUCCUGACAAUUUGAAACCUGGUGAUCUUGUUGGAGUAAACAAAGACAGUUAUUUGAUAUUGGAUACCUUGCCAUCUGAAUAUGACUCUCGGGUUAAGGCAAUGGAAGUUGAUGAAAAGCCAACUGAAGACUACAAUGAUAUUGGAGGCUUGGAGAAACAGAUUCAAGAACUUGUCGAGGCAAUUGUUUUGCCUAUGACACACAAAGAACGAUUCCAGAAAUUAGGUGUUCGUCCUCCAAAGGGAGUCCUUUUGUAUGGGCCUCCAGGGACUGGGAAAACACUCAUGGCCCGAGCCUGUGCUGCACAGACGAAUGCUACUUUUCUUAAGCUAGCUGGACCCCAGCUCGUGCAGAUGUUCAUUGGAGAUGGCGCAAAACUUGUCCGUGAUGCUUUUGAGCUGGCAAAGGAGAAAUCACCUUGCAUUAUUUUCAUUGAUGAGAUUGAUGCCAUAGGCACAAAGCGUUUUGAUAGCGAAGUUAGUGGGGAUCGAGAGGUCCAACGAACUAUGUUGGAGUUACUUAAUCAGCUUGAUGGUUUUAGCAGUGAUGAUCGGAUUAAGGUAAUAGCUGCAACAAACAGAGCUGAUAUUUUGGAUCCUGCUUUGAUGAGAUCUGGUCGAUUGGAUCGUAAGAUUGAGUUCCCCCACCCAACAGAGGAAGCCAGGGCUAGGAUCUUGCAGAUCCACUCCAGAAAGAUGAAUGUUAACCCAGACGUUAAUUUUGAAGAAUUGGCUCGAUCAACAGAUGAUUUUAAUGGGGCACAAUUGAAAGCUGUAUGUGUUGAGGCAGGCAUGCUAGCACUUCGUCGCGAUGCCACCGAGGUUACACAUGAAGACUUCAACGAAGGUAUCAUUCAAGUUCAAGCCAAGAAGAAAGCCAGCUUAAACUACUAUGCCUAAACUGAUCAGAGGUGCCAAAGAGAUAUGGCUGCUUUUAGCUUUUCAAAGUUGAUAUGGCUGCUGAAAUGCCCUACACCACCUACCUCUUCUCUUUCCCUCUUGACGUUGCAACUGCCAUGCCCUUCACUGCCCCCUCCCAACCCCUUUGCUUUCACUGUUCUUUCUUUCUGGAGAGCGGUGAGGGGGAAUGAAUGGAAGAUUUUCUUGAUGAUUGUUGAUAUCAGAAAGGUUCUUCUAGUGUGUGAAUCUCUUCUUGAAUUUGUUCUUUUUAUAUUUUCCUAUUGUAUAACUUAAUGACCCAGAUUCUCUGAGUAGAUCGUUAGCUUUGGACGAGAGCUACCCAAAUACUUAAGAUCUGUUGUAGGAUAUUCUACGUGCUUAUGAAUUAUGACGGGGGAUGAUUUUGUUGCA
Nicotiana attenuata is the source of this 1783-nucleotide messenger RNA. Its product is annotated as 26S protease regulatory subunit 6A homolog. The coding region runs from base 101 to 1372 and encodes 423 amino acids. Gene Ontology annotation, biological process: proteasome-mediated ubiquitin-dependent protein catabolic process. The transcript has 9 exons. Lineage: Eukaryota; Viridiplantae; Streptophyta; Magnoliopsida; Solanales; Solanaceae. Gene Ontology annotation, molecular function: ATP hydrolysis activity; proteasome-activating activity; ATP binding. The record is from RefSeq and is a predicted model, not a curated record. Gene Ontology annotation, cellular component: proteasome regulatory particle, base subcomplex.